Messenger RNA from Condylostylus longicornis, 1139 nucleotides. RefSeq names its product protein obstructor-E-like. NCBI's taxonomy places the organism in Eukaryota, Metazoa, Arthropoda, Insecta, Diptera, Dolichopodidae. Bases 1 to 783 code for a protein of 260 amino acids. Gene Ontology annotation, cellular component: extracellular region. The record is from RefSeq and is a predicted model, not a curated record. Gene Ontology annotation, molecular function: chitin binding. The transcript has 5 exons.
AUGCAUAUAAGCAUAGAAGAACAAGCUCAUAGUCAACAGUUAAAAGGUAAUCAGGAUGAUCCAUGUAAAUUAAAAUCACGUGUUGUUAGUGAUGAAACCUAUUGUGACAGAUAUUGGGAAUGUGUUAAUAAUCAACCAGAAUUGUAUGAUUGUCCGAAUGGUUUAGUAUUUGCAGGAAAACAUCGGGGAGUAACAGAAGGUUGUGAUUAUCCAUGGCGUGCAAAUUAUUGCAAUGGCAAGCAGUUAGCAAAUGGUCCCAUUUCAACUGAACACUGUGACUGGCUUUAUGGAAUAUUUGGACAUGAAACAUCAUGUACUCGUUAUUGGACAUGUUGGAAUGGUACUGCAACUGAACAAUUAUGUAUUGGUGGUUUAUUAUAUAACGAAAAUGCUCAUAGUUGUGAUUGGCCUGAAAAUGUCGAUGGUUGCCAAAAACAUCCAUUAUGUAAUGACGAUGCAAAUGGAAAUGUUGCAUUAGGAAAAUCAUGCAAUAGAUAUUGGCAAUGUCAGGGUGGUUAUCCACGAUUACAAAGGUGUCCAGCUGGACUUGUUUUUGAUAAACAUUCUUUAAGAUGUGUUGUUCCACCAACUGAAGAUUGUGAAGUUCCAACAACUCAAGCACCUGUUGAAGAAGAAGCUGGUCCACCUAAUAACCAUAACUCUAAUCAAAAUAGAAAAAAUCAACAACAAUUACAAAAUUUAAAAGAUGAAGGAGAUUCAGAGAUUGAAAGUGCCCCACAAUUACCACUUCAAAGAAAGCAUCCACAUAGGCCAAGAAAUUAGAAAUAUAUGAAAAGUAAUAACUAGUUUUCAUAAUCAAUCAAUAAUGUUCUACGGAAAUUUUGCUGUUGAAAAGUGAAGUAACGGAAUUCAUUUUUAAUUUUUACAAUUUGGAUUUUAUUUUUUUCGAUAUUUUUUAUUCAUCAUUUUAUAAAAAUUCUUAUUUAUAAUUUUUCUAUUUAGAAUUUCAAGAAAAAAAAUCAAGUAAAUUAAUUAUAAAUUUUUAUAAAUAUUUUUUAGAAUUAAUUUUUUUUUAAUUUUGUUUUUGUAAUAAUACAUAUAUGUAAGUAUGUCACAAAUAAUGUCGUUGGAAAUUUGUACAAAUAAAUUUGUUUUUUGUACAUAUGUACAUACAUAAA